This is a messenger RNA of Mustela erminea (ermine), 4695 nucleotides long. It is a transcript of the gene FAM193B, whose product is annotated as family with sequence similarity 193 member B. Gene Ontology annotation, cellular component: nucleus; cytoplasm. The transcript has 10 exons. NCBI's taxonomy places the organism in Eukaryota, Metazoa, Chordata, Mammalia, Carnivora, Mustelidae. Bases 1098 to 3680 code for a protein of 860 amino acids. The record is from RefSeq and is a predicted model, not a curated record.
ACAAAGAGGUGAAACAAACUGACGAACUCUCUUCUGAUUGUAUCCCACUUUUUUGCUGCGGAGGGGGUUUCUUAAUCUAGAAGCAGGCUUUUGUGCCCUGGUGAAAAGCACCUGCUGAAAGGGUUGGGGUCCUUGUUCUGCCCACUAGCAAGCCUUUGAUGAGGAUCUCUGUCUCCCACUGCCACUUAAAAUUCUCUGUGUACACAGAGUGGGCACGUAAGGUGAAACUCUGUGUUGCAUGCCAAACUGAAGCCAAAGACAGCAGAUAGGACUACUUGUAGUCCACAGACACGUUCUGAAGCCCCACGUCACACAUUGUUUUAUUUUUAUUUUAAUUUAAGCCAAUUUUUUAAAAACCAUAAGAUUCCUACAAACUGGAUUUGUGCCAUUUCUUAAAACUCUAAAAAUCUGGUGUUGCUGGGCCCACAUUUCUGUAAGACAGUAAUCUGCAGUCUCUGAAUAGUGUCUGCCCCUAAUAUGAAGGACACCUGAUCUGUGCCAGGCCCUGGGUUAGCUGGGAAUGCAGAAGUGAAUCAGAUGUGGUCCCUGCCCACAAAGGGCUCAUGGUCCAGAGAACACGUAUACAGUAAUUGAGUUAGGCUGGAAGAGCCAGGAUUCCUGAGUUCAGGUUUGAAGGCCACUCUGGUUCCAUCCUGUCCCCUUUGCUCAUUUGCAUAAUUUGUUCACAUUUAAAUGCAGAACCUUAAGCUGGCCUAUUUGGGAUCCCAAAAGCCCUUCCAGUUGUUUGAGGUCACUAAACUGCAUUGAUCUGUUUACUUAAACAAUCCAAAUCCUCAUUUACUAAAUAAGACUAAAACAGUUACUACCUUAUUAACAAAGUAAAAAAAAAAAAAAAGAAAGAAAAACAACUCACAAAGCAGCUGAAUAAGGCAGUAGUGAGAAAUAGUGUUUAGUAUUCCAGACUUGGGGUGAACUCCCAAGCUCAGUCUCUAACUUUGUGACUCUGGGCAUGUUUUUUCCUCUUCUGAGCCUCAUCAGCAAUGUCAUGAGAGAAUGUGGAGCAACCCACGUAGCACCAAGUACAUCGAGGCUCCUGAGGCAAGAGCAGGAGUCGGAGAUAGUUGGAACUGUGCCAGAUGGCCAUCCAAAGCCUGAGUGUUCUCACCUGCCAGUUCUGCUGUCUGUCUUUUGGCCUCUCUUGGACCGCUCAGCCUGCAGUCCAGGUUCCCCCCACCUCCACCCAGUCUGUGCAGACUUGCUGCCUGCUAUGUCAUCGGGAACGCAAAGGCUGGGAAGAAGGCCCUUCCCAAAAUGGACUGGUGUUGCAGGGUGAGAAGCUGCCCCCUGACUUCAUGCCAAAGCUUGUCAAGAAUCUCCUAGGCGAGAUGCCUCUGUGGGUCUGCCAGAGUUGCCGAAAGAGCAUGGAGGAAGAUGAAAGGCAGACAGGUCGAGAGCAUGCAGUGGCGAUCUCCUUGUCACACACAUCCUGCAAAUCACAGUCUUGUGGGGGUGACUCUCAUUCCUCUUCGUCCUCCUCUUCAUCGUCCUCGUCCUCCUCCUCCUGCCAUGGGAACUCAGGGGACUGGGAUCCCAGCUCCUUCCUGUCAGCACAUAAGCUCUCGGGCCUCUGGAACUCUCCGCACUCCAGUGGGGCCGUGCCGGGUAGCUCACUCGGGAGUCCUUCUACCAUCCCUGGUGAGGUCUUCUCUAUCUCGGAGCACCACCGGCACUCAGACCUCACUGCUCCACCUAACAGCCCCACCGGCCACCACCCCCAGCCAGCAUCGCUGAUCCCGAAUCACCCCGGAUCCUUCGGCUCACCACCCCACCCACACCUGCUGCCUGCCACCCCGGCAGCGCCUUUCCCUGCCCAGGCUUCAGAAUGCCCUGUUGCCGCUGCUGCCGCCCCCCACACCCCAGGGGUAUGUCAGACCCCCCACCUGCCCUCCACCAGCAUGCCGCUCCUGAAGAUGCCUCCACCAUUCUCGGGGUGCAGCCACCCCUGUAGCGGGCACUGCAGCGGGCACUGCAGCGGGCCUCUCCUCCCACCUCCCAGCUCUCAGCAGCUCCCUAGCACUCACAGCAGGGACCCUGGGUGCAAGGGACACAAGUUUACACACAGUGGUCUGGCCUGCCAGCUGCCCCAGCCCUGCGAAGCAGAUGAGGGCCUGGGUGAGGAAGAGGACAGCAGCUCAGAGCGCAGCUCCUGCACCUCAUCCUCCACUCACCAGAGAGAUGGAAAGUUCUGUGACUGCUGCUACUGUGAGUUCUUCGGCCACAAUGCGCCACCCGCUGCCCCGACGAGUCGGAAUUAUACAGAGAUCCGAGAGAAGCUCCGCUCGAGGCUGACCAGGCGGAAAGAGGAGCUGCCCGUGAAGGGGGGCGCCCUGGGCGGGAUCCCUGGGGAGCCCGCCGUGGACCACCGAGAUGUGGAUGAGCUGCUGGAAUUCAUCAACAGCACGGAGCCCAAAGCCCCCAACAGCGCCAGGGCCGCCAAGCGGGCCCGGCACAAGCUGAAAAAGAAGGAAAAGGAAAAGGCCCACUUGGCAGCAGAAGCUCUAAAGCAGGUGAAUCGUAGUGUUUCCGGAAGCCAGGAGCCAAGGCCUGCCAGGGAGAGGCUCUUGGAGUGGCCCGACCGGGAGCUGGAUCGGGUCAACAGCUUCCUGAGCAGCCGUCUACAAGAGAUCAAGAACACUGUCAAGGACUCUAUCCGUGCCAGCUUCAGUGUGUGUGAGCUCAAUAUGGACAGCAAUGGAUUCUCUAAGGAGGGGGCUGCUGAGCCAGAGCCCCAGAGCCUAUCCCCCUCAAACCUCAAUGGCUCCUCAGAGCAACGGCCUGAUAUUAAUCUUGACCUAUCCCCUUUGACUUUGGGGUCCUCUCAGAACCACACGUUACGAGUUCCAGGUGAGCCGGCCCCACCAUGGACAGAAAUGAGAGGCUCUCACCCACCAUGGACAGAGGUGAGGGGACCCCCUCCCGGUAUCAUCCCUGAGAAUGGGCUAGUGAGGAGACUCAACGCUGUGCCCAACCUUUCCCGGGUAAUCUGGGUCAAGACACCCAAGCCAGGCAACCCUAGCCCUGAGGAGCCAAGCCCAAAGGAGGUUCCCAGUUACAAGCAGGAGCUGCCUGAGCCUGUGGCCUCAAGUGGGAAGCCUCGGAAGGGCAAGAGACAGGGCAGUCAGGCCAAGAAGAAUGAGGCAAGCCCAGCCCCCCGGUCCCCAGCCAGCCUAGAGGCUGCCAGUGCCAAGGGCCAGACCCCCAGCUCCAAGCAGCCAGGCAAGGCCCCGGAGCCUCCCAAAGUGGGCAGCUUUGCCGAGGCUGGAGAGGGGAGCCGGGGAAGCCAACCGGGACCAGGCUGGGCUGGCAGCCCCAAAGCCGACGAGAAGGGCAGCUCCUGGCGAAACUGGCCAGGUGAGGCCAAAGCACGGCCUCUGGAGCAGGAGUCUGUGCAGCCCCCAGGCCUAGCAAGGCCACAGAGCUUGCCACAGGGCAAGGGCCGCAGCCGCCGGAGCCGCAACAAGCAGGAGAAGACGGCCGCCUCCUUGGACGAUGUGUUCCUGCCCAAGGACAUGGAUGGGGUGGAGAUGGAUGAGACUGACCGGGAGGUGGAGUACUUCAAGAGGUUCUGUUUGGAUUCUGCAAAGCAAACUCGUCAGAAAGUUGCUGUGAACUGGACCAACUUCAGCCUCAAGAAAACCACUCCCAGCACAGCUCAGUGAGCCCCCUGCCGGGUCGAGCUGCUUCAGGGUGUCCUGAGACCCCCAACUGCCAGCUGAAGGUCUACGGUUUCUUCCUCCACAUCCCUACACCUGCCCAAGAUCCUCCCUGCUCCUCACGUCCUGGACCAACCAAAAGUUGAAUGGAUGCUGUGCCGUGCUGGGGCCCCUCAAGACCUCCGCAGAGCCGCUUCCUGGUGCUACGCAGCCCCCUCACUCAGAGCCUGGGGGCUGGACUGGCCUGUGGGCCGGGGGCUGAUGGUACUGCUGGCCCAACACUGCUCUCUUUGUGUUUGGUUUUGUUUUUGUUCUUGUUUUUCAAUUCUUUACUUUUGAUACUGUGAAGAUCUUUCCUGCCGAAAGAUAAAGCAACAUUUGGACACAGUCAGUGUGUUGUGGUUUGCUGGUCUGGGACGGGGUGAGGUGAGGAAUGUACUCAGAAGCAUGGGAUCUGCCUUGGUCAUUAGCCUCACUGAGCAUGUACUAUGUGGCAGCAGUUUGGCAGUUUCCACUUCUCACAACAGUUCUAAGUGGGACUGUUACCCCAUUUUACAGAUGAGGAAAUUAAAGCCAAGACAGGAAAGUGACUUUAGUACACUCGGUCUGGCUGAGAAGUUAGAGCCGAGGCCUGUAUAACAGCAGCAUCUGUGCACUUUCUCCUGGUGGGAGGACGCUGGUGUGUGACCUGGAACAGCCCCUUCCCCAUGCCCUGUUUCCCCCUCUGCAAGAUGGUGGAGUGAGACUCUGUGUCCGGGCAGCUGCUGUGAGAGGUGGUCUGGGAAAAGCCUCAAAGCCUUUUUUGUAGCCUGGAUUAUUGACGUGGUCAAGGGAAGUGGAGUAAAUGGAGUUUCUGUAAAUUGGAUCGGACUUUUCAGUGGGAAUGACACAUACAGCCUAAGUACCUGAGAGUUGAGGAUAAUGAACCCUUCUGUAAAGUAAAGCAAACUACCUCAUUCUGACCUGCCACCUCCUAUAGAUCUGGUUUGAAAAUUCAGAUUUUAAUAUAAUAGGUUGGCUU